UGAGUUUCAUUGUGCUGCCGCUGCGCCAUCACCAGCCAGCCGCUAGUAGCAGUGAAUGAUAUCCCGUUGAAAACGCUGUUUACUUCGGUCGUCUGAUACUCUUUAUAGCACCGCGGAGAUCUGUGUGAAUAAUUUGUGUACGAUGGAAAACAUCAGCAGAGGACUUUAAGAGAUUAUCCGGGAUUCUCUUGCAAAUGCAAUGUGGAGAGUAUAAGGACCCUGCUGGACUUUAAAUAAAGAUCAUAGAGGAUGGGCUGUGUGCAAUGUAAGGACAAAGAGGCUGCUAAGUUAACAGACGACCGGGACACCAGCUUGUCUCAGAGCGGAGUGGGUUACCGAUAUGGCGUCGACCCAACACCGCAGCACUACCCAGCCUUCAGCGGGACCGGAACUGCUGUCGCAGCCAUUCCCAAUUACAACAACUUCCACGGAGCCGCUGUCUCGCAGGGCAUGACAGUCUUCGGAGGGAUCAGCACAUCCACACACCAAGGAACACUCCGCACACGAGGGGGCACAGGUGUGACUCUGUUUGUAGCUCUCUAUGAUUAUGAGGCCAGGACUGAAGAUGAUCUCAGUUUCAGGAAAGGAGAGAAGUUUCAAAUCAUCAACAGCACUGAGGGUGACUGGUGGGACGCCCGAUCUCUAACCACCGGAGGAACCGGCUACAUUCCCAGCAACUAUGUCGCCCCAGUGGACUCAAUCCAGGCUGAAGACUGGUAUUUUGGAAAGUUGGGUCGUAAGGAUGCAGAGAGGCAGCUUCUUUCUACAGGGAACCCCCGUGGCACAUUCCUAAUCCGCGAGAGUGAAACCACUAAAGGCGCCUUCUCAUUGUCUAUCCGGGACUGGGACGAUGUAAAGGGCGACCAUGUAAAACAUUAUAAAAUCCGCAAACUGGACAGUGGAGGCUACUACAUAACCACUAGAGCUCAGUUCGAGACCCUUCAGCAGCUGGUCCAGCAUUACACCGAGCGGGCAGCGGGGCUUUGCUGCCGCUUGGUCGUACCCUGCCACAAAGGGAUGCCAAGGCUCACCGACCUGUCUGUCAAAACCAAAGACGUGUGGGAGAUCCCGCGGGAGUCCCUGCAGCUCAUAAAGCGCUUGGGCAACGGCCAGUUUGGGGAGGUUUGGAUGGGCACGUGGAACGGCAACACUAAAGUUGCCAUAAAGACCCUGAAGCCGGGAACCAUGUCUCCUGAGUCUUUCCUGGAGGAAGCGCAGAUCAUGAAGAAACUGCGGCAUGAUAAACUCGUGCAGCUGUACGCCGUGGUGUCUGAAGAGCCCAUCUACAUCGUCACUGAGUACAUGGGCAAAGGCAGUCUCCUAGAUUUCUUGAAGGACGGAGAGGGACGAGCGCUGAAACUGCCCAACCUGGUGGACAUGGCGGCCCAGGUGGCUGGAGGCAUGGCCUACAUCGAGCGGAUGAACUACAUCCACAGAGACCUGCGCUCCGCUAACAUCCUGGUUGGUGACAGCCUGGUGUGUAAGAUUGCUGACUUCGGCCUGGCCAGACUCAUUGAAGACAAUGAAUACACCGCCCGACAGGGGGCUAAAUUCCCUAUUAAGUGGACGGCUCCAGAGGCGGCGCUGUACGGGAAGUUCACCAUUAAAUCUGAUGUCUGGUCUUUUGGAAUUCUGCUAACAGAGCUGGUCACGAAGGGCAGAGUUCCCUAUCCAGGCAUGAAUAACAGAGAGGUGCUGGAGCAGGUGGAGCGCGGCUACCGCAUGCAGUGUCCUCAGGACUGCCCCAGCUCUCUGCAUGAGCUGAUGGUGCAGUGCUGGAAGAAGGACGCAGAGGAGCGGCCCACCUUCGAGUACCUGCAGGCCUUCCUGGAGGAUUACUUCACCGCCACCGAACCUCAGUAUCAGCCCGGAGACAACCUCUAGAAGCCAUCCUGCUGGACCUACUCUGAUCUCCCCAUCCCCGGGGCCAGAACCGGACCCUCCUGAGCUCCUGUGACUGAACUAUCAAGCGUUUGCACACACUUUCACACUUUCUCCAGGAGGUGAACAGCAGGAAUUGUGGGUAAAUUUGGGAAGGAUGUAACCAUACUUCUGUCCAGAGCAGAGUAAAGAUGCCUGCAUUCAGUGUAAAUACAAUCCGUGCUUGAUUAUGGUUGAUUUCCUCUUGGCUUUGGUUCAUGUUUUGUCUCGCUCAUGUUUUUACGAUGGCGUCAAACACAGACGUCUGGUGGUUUUGGGUGUUCGCCGAUGCACAAAACCAGUCUCCGUGUCUGCUAGUAGUGUUUGAGAUUGGGUCUGUCCUCUGCUGAUUGGAUAAUGCAAUCUGCAAGGCAAACACCGCAAUAAUGCUGCUUUACUCUGAGUUUUGGUCUUGCUUUUAGUCCAAAUAUCUAAAAUGUCUUAAUUUUCUAGCAUUUUCCAGACGAGCAUAAAAUAUAGUGUCUUCAGAAAUAAUGAGGCAAAAUCAAGUGAGUUUUUCCCUAAAACAACAGAAAUAAUCUGCCAAUGGGGGAAGUUGAAUAGUUUUAUUUCAAAGCCAACACAAUUGUCAUUACCCCAUUAUGACUUAUUAUUCCUGAAAAUAAAGCAAAGGCAUUUCUAGACAUUUAUCCUAGAAACAAGGCCAGAACUCUACCCAAAGCUGUUUUGUUUGCAGAUUCUUUGUGUUUCUUUAAUUUAUUUGUGUUCAGUAAGAUACUCAUUUGAUUUGAUGAUGUCUGAUGUCCUCUCCAAAGUUCUAGAUGUUCAUCUAUAAUGUAACCAGAGAAAUAUUUUACACAUGAUGUACAUUACGCUUUUGUAUUUCCAGACCAAUGUUAAAGACUGCCAUACGCCGCCUCAUCUCCACAGAGGAAACCCGUCUUGUUUAGUUUUCCAGCUGACCGGCUUAUCAGGAGGAAAAGCACCAUCAGAUUAGAAAAGCUUUCAGUUUCCACAUGCUAGAGCUGCGUCCCAAACCUGAACAAUGCUGCAUUCACAUAGAGCAGGUGCUUUCACAGUAUAACACACAGCAACGUCAUGAACAUCAUGUCAAAUGAGUGUUUUCACAUCUUUAUUUAAAGUUACUCCUGUGAGAUUUGAAUUCUUUUUUAAGGACCAAGUGUUGCUUUAAUAACUAACUUAAAAUCACUCAUUUAUUUUGCCAUGAUGACAGUACUUAAUAUUUGACUAGAUAUUCUUUAAGAUGCAAGUAUUCAAGACAUUUAAAGGCAUGACUAAGUUAAUUAGGCAAGUUAUUGGACUACAGUGGUUUGUUCUGUUGCCAAUUGGAAAAUCAAAUAUCUUAAAGCGGCUAGUAAUAUUGACCUUUAAAUAGUUUUAUAUAGCCCAAUACCUAUUGAGAAUGCCCAGUUACUUUUCGCUCAACUUGUAGCCGUAGGU
Molecule: messenger RNA, 3342 nt
Organism: Danio rerio (zebrafish)
Lineage: Eukaryota; Metazoa; Chordata; Actinopteri; Cypriniformes; Danionidae
Source: RefSeq, a predicted model, not a curated record